Messenger RNA from Bufo bufo (common toad), 1607 nucleotides. It is a transcript of the gene SYAP1, whose product is annotated as synapse associated protein 1. Gene Ontology annotation, cellular component: cytoplasm; synapse. The record is from RefSeq and is a predicted model, not a curated record. Lineage: Eukaryota; Metazoa; Chordata; Amphibia; Anura; Bufonidae. The coding region runs from base 155 to 1231 and encodes 358 amino acids. The transcript is spliced from 9 exons.
CUGUCGCCAUUGGUGGGACCCGCUGUUGGUGACGUAGACGGUAGAAACAAGGAAGUUUUGACGGUCUAAACGGUAAAGACAACAACAACAACGUCUCCGUCGGUAACUGCCUAGUGUCAGCGCCGGAGGGACGUCACCGGACUCCGAGGGCAGCAUGUUUCGUAGUCUGGGCACAUGGCUGGGCUUGGACCCCGAGUCAGACUCACAGUCUCCGGGGGAGAAGAGUCAGCAGACACCGAGCACAGAGGAAGAGGGAUCCGCAGCUACCGAGCAGGGAGAACGCGAAGAGCCUGGCGAGACGUCACCUGAGGAGACGGAGGAUGUGCUGUUCAGACAGGCCAAGGGCUUAGGCAAUUAUCUCUUUAACAUGGCUUCAGUCGCCACGAAAAAGAUCUCCGAAUCGGUUACUGAAACUGCUCACACCAUCAAGAAGUCUGUUGAAGAUGGAAAAAUUGAUGGCAUCAUUGACAAGACCAUCAUCGGUGACUUCCAGAAAGAACAGGAAAAGUUUGUACAGGAGAAUACAAAUAAAAAGACAGAAGCUGCAGUUCCCCCUUGGGUUGGCUACAGUGAGGAAGAAACAAUUCAACAGCAGAUCCUGGCCUUGUCAGCAGACAGAAGAAACUUCCUUAGAGACCCUCCUGCCGGUGUCCAUUUUAAUUUCGUCUUUGAGCAGAUGUACCCUGUUGCCCUUGUGAUGCUUCAGGAAGACGAACUGCUGAAUCGUAUGAGAUUUGAUCUGGUUCCAAAACUUGUAAAAGAAGAGGUAUUUUGGAGGAAUUAUUUCUAUCGGGUGUCUCUGAUAAAGCAGUCUGCACAGCUGACUGCACUGGCUGCCCAGCAGGCUACUGGAAAGUCUGAUAAGACAAACGGCAAGCAAAGUGAUGCUGACUUAGAAGAAACUGUAAGACCAAAGACUCCACCAGUAGCUAUCAAGUCUCCACAUAAAACUCAGGAGGAAGAAGAGGAGAUUUCUACCAGUCCUGAAGUUUCAGAAUUUGUAAGUGAAGCUUUUGACUCUUGUAACAUAAAUCAGGAAGACCUGAGAAAAGAAAUGGAACAAUUUGUUCUUGACAAAAAAGAUGAACUCGACACUGCAGAAGAGGAAUCAGAAGACUGGAUAAAGGAAUUGCAGCAAGUGGUUCAGGAAUAUGAAGUAGUCUCUAGCACAGAUAAAAUGAAGGACGAGAACUGGGACAAGGAGAUUGAGGAACUUCUCCAAGAAAAUUAACUGUUUCUUUUCUCUGUGGUUUCCUGGAAAGCUACUUUGCUGAAAUAUAACAUUAGCCAUUCCAUAAUGCAAACUACUCCUGACUCUGUGAAAUGAUGUUUGGGAUUUUUGUGGGGUUUCUGUGAUACACUCUGAGGAUUGCAGUUGAACUUUUCAAUAUGCCAGCUGGAAAAGUAAUGCAAUUCACAUGGACCUAUGGGAAAUCUCUUCCGUUAUAACCUUUUCUGAUAUGGUUUUAUUAUGUAAAAAUAUUUUAUAAGUGAUCAUUUAAUGACUUGAGCAAUGAUUUCAACUUGGGGCAUAUCAGUUUUCAAUUUACAGAUUUUUUUUAACUAAAAUUUAGUUCACUUUAAAUAAAGGUUAGACCUGAAAUCUA